Ylistrum balloti is the source of this 2646-nucleotide messenger RNA. RefSeq lists its product as uncharacterized. NCBI's taxonomy places the organism in Eukaryota, Metazoa, Mollusca, Bivalvia, Pectinida, Pectinidae. The transcript is spliced from 10 exons. Bases 1 to 1785 code for a protein of 594 amino acids. The record is from RefSeq and is a predicted model, not a curated record.
AUGCCUUGUUUACAGAAACUGUCCUCAUGUGUCCCCCUGCUACUAGCAAAAAAAGCUUUGUUUACAGAAACUGUCCUCAUGUGUCCCCCUGUUACUAUCAAAAUGAGCCUUGUUUACAGAAACUAUUCUCAUGUGCCCCCAGUUACUUCCAAAGAGAGCCUUGUUUACAGAAACUGUCCUCAUGUGUCCCCCUGUUACUUCCAAAGAGAGCCUUGUUUACAGAAACUGUCCUCAUGUGCCCCCAGUUACUACCAAAGAGAGCCUUGUUUACAGAAACUGUCCUCAUGUGUCCCCCUGUUACUACCAAAGAGAGCCAUGUUGACAGUGCCAGACUAUUCCUAUGUCUAUGAAAAAGGAUUUAAACCCAAAGUGGGAGUGGAGCAGCCUGUCCAGCCACAGGUGCAAAACAAGAUUGAGACACGAGAAUUAAGCAGACGUUUUGUUCAACCAAUCCAGCUUACAGGAGAACACAUCGUUAACUUGAUCAACCUUAAUGAUACUGCCUAUCUGAUGUCUGGCGAGAUUUCGGGAUUCUUUUGGGAGGCAGACAUCCUCACAAGCAUGCUGGAACAACAAAACAUACCUGUGAGCAGACUGACUCUGAGACAGGACAAAUACCCAGAAGUGUUUGAGGAUCUCCGUCAAUGUGGUGUAUUUCAAGACAAUGAGAAGAAGUCCAUCUCAUUGUAUGAACUCAACAGGGUGCCGUUCAUUCUGGAUCUGUUUGAGCACCAAUGUCAGGAGCUACGAACCAAUGUGAAAGAGCUUAUCCAGAUGUUUGACCCAUGUGACCCCUACUGGAAGGGUGAGGACUACCCAGACUCAGAGAGUCAGGCCAGUGAGGACUUGUCAGACUUUCAAGUCAGUCUGGAAGAUAUCCAACUCAGUCUCCAGCUCCUACAAUUCAAAAGGAAAAGGAUUCUUCAAAAUUUGAUGACUCACCCAGAAGAUAUGGAGAAUGAUAUGAACCAGCUGAAGGAAGUUGAGGACCAGAUAAGUGUACUGAGGGACAUGCAGGACCAGCAACGGCAGCGUAAAGCUCUGGACCCAGACAGUCCAGAAAAGAAAAUAACAUCAAGUCCUCCAGGACCAACUAGAGUUGCCACAACAGAUAACAAAAUUAAAGCUGCUGUUUCUGAGGACGUGUUUGACCACAUCCGAGUGUCUCCAUUGAAGGGAAUACCACAGAUGGGCACAUCUACAUCCAAUGCGUCGCCCAUUAAGACGAAUGUUGUUGCCCCUAUGCAGAAUAAACUGUAUCAGACGAAUCCUGCCACCUCCAGUCAGUUGACUACCCCUACCAAUGAGGAACUACUGAACACCCUGGCCCAACAACAGAUGCUGUUACAGACCAUGAUGCUGCCUCAGGCCCAUUUAGGGGCACAGAUUCCGAGUCUGACAAAUCAGUUUGUAAGAGGCUCAGUUCCAUUUCAGCAGCCUCACUGUGUCCUGAACCAGCAGUACACCAACGCUCCAAGAACCCCUGAUGUCAACCUGCAAUAUAUGGCCACAAGCCAGCCAGGUAUGACACCCCAGUUAAUGAACCCGCAAUUUGCUACAAGUCAGGCAGGUAUGACACCCCAACUGAUGAACUUCAUGCAGACUAACCUAGCAGGGAAUCAGCUUAUGAUGGGAAUGCCACCGUACUUGGGAGGACUGGCACAGCAAACCCUACCUCAGCCACAGGCCAAUAUGCCACUGCUUUCUGGACUGUUGCCACUGUUACAGACUCUAAACGUCAAUCAGGGUCAGGGGUCAUCUAAUGAUGAUUCGUCCCAGCAUUGAUCAAGUAAAGUGUUAUCAACUAUGUGAUAUAUCAGCUUCCCGGUUUUUAUCUUGGGUUGUCAAACACGUAUCAUCAAAGCGUUGACCUAUUGAUACCAAGGAACAUAGUGAUAGACAAACCUACCUGUUCUUCAUGUUAAAGGGUUGCUAUGAAUCUGAUUACUGUAUGCUCAAGUCAUGAAGGAUUUAUUUUUAUUGGUUCAGACAUGGAUCAAAUGAUAUGCAGGCAUACGAUUUUACGGUUUAAAACCUAUCCAAUGUUUAUGUGUUUCCUGCCAAUUGAGUUCAUCUUGAUUAGUUUUAGCUUGGCCAGUUGUCACUUGUUAUUGUUAUAACACACUAUACAGAGAUAUCUCUUUAACCACAAACUUUUAUCGACUUAUGUAUGACUGGUAAUAACAUGUUAAGAUAAAAUGAGGAUUGCGAUCAAUGUUGCAGCAAAUGAUUGAGUUCACUAGUUCCCAAUUUCUGCUAUAGUGAAUAUUAGCUGGAGUUAGAAUCUAGAUUAUAUGUUUCUAAUUAGUGCUAAAAUAAAUGCUUGGUAUGUUGUAUAGAUGGUGCUAAAGUGAAAAUCACGUGGGUAUUUUAUAAGUUGUUUUUCAGUGCUAAAGCUUCCUUAAAAACGAUGCGUACAUGCCAGAUCAUCAAGAGCUUUCAAUAGAAUAGUAAUAGAUUAUAUGUGUCAAAAGGUAGAGGAAACCUGUGCUAUAUAUUUAAAAGGUGCAAGAUGGUAUACAACUAACUGGAGAUUUUAUAGAAUUCGGAGAUGUCAUUAUUUUAAUUUUGUAUGUUUUUAAUUCGUAAAUGCAUCAGGAUAUGUCAAAAGAUUUGUUGAUUUUGAAUAAAUUUUGUUUUAUGCAA